AUGUUAAACGACCACAUGCAGCUCGACGAUGAUAUUCAUCAACUCAUGUUUCAACGAUCCUUUAGGAGAGCCUUUGAAAUUCUGGAAAAAUUAUUGCAAGAUAUUAACAAUAGAAGUAAUGUAAAUACAGGGGAUGGAAAUGUCGUGGAUCAUAUUCCGAUGAUGGAUAAAGCCGCCAUAUUAUAUUAUAUGGCCACGUGUUUGAGAGAAGAAAACAAACACACGCUUUCCAUCUCAUAUUAUGAAAAAGCAAUGGAGGCGUUUGAAUAUCAGCACAAAUCAUCCAUUGUAAAAGAGGAUGAUCUGUUGACCGAUUUUGCAUUGUGUUUAGUACGUGAUGGAAGUACACAAAAAUCAAAGGAACUCUAUGAAAGAGCAUUGGAUUUGAAUUCAAGAAAUGUGGUGGCCAUCAGCGGUCUCGCCGCCUGCUAUUUAAUUUUGCGUGAGAUUUCAAUGUCCAAAAUAUUAAUUGAGAAGGCCAAAAGUAUUGAUGAUUCAUAUUAUCACAUUUAUCAUGUGAGAGGAAUGCUUCUCGACGAAGAGAAAGAUUAUGAAGGAGCGAUCGAAAUGUACACAAAAGCAUCGAUAUUGAAUCCCAUGUAUGCUCGAAGUCAUUACAACAAAGCAUUGACAUUCGAGAAAAUGUUUCGGCUUUCAGAAGCCAUUCGUGAAUAUGAAGAGUGUUUACGUAUUGAUCCAAAUCAUUUACCAUCCCUUCAGAACCUCAGUUAUUUAUAUUACCAAGAGAGUGGACUACGAGAGAGGUCUUUCAAUUUAUUGGAAACGUUUGGUGGAAACAAUAACGAUGCAGAUGCUCUUUCAUCAAUAUCAGAUAGUUUCAGAGACUUGGGAGAAGACGUAAAAGCAUAUGAAGUCAUUACUCGUGCAAUAUUAUUACAACCUGAUAAUCCCUUGUUUUAUGUGAAGCGAGCUCAAAUUCUUAAAUUUCUUGAGCGAGUAGAUGAAGCAAUUUUGGACUAUCAAAAAGCAUGUGAGUUAGACCCAACAAAUGAAGACAACAAAAUCAUGUUAAGAAAUUGUAAAUUUGGUCCUAGUAGACAUACUUUAGCUGUUACAGGUGAUGACACAUCUUGUCAGCUUGGAAAUAUUUCCUUAGAGGACCAGUCACAUUGCCUUUGGACACCUAUUUCGUUCUCGGUAUCCAUACUCAAUGAAAGGAUUAAUCAAAUCGUGGCUGGUUCUCACUUUUCUGUUUUUUGGGGAGAUAAUAUUGGCAAUACUCCAAAGAUAUAUGAAUGUGGUAUUUUAAAUCAACAGACAUUUUCAAUUUUCGAAGAUGUACCUCUGCCAAGUGAUGCAUCUUCGAUUCAACAGAUCAGCUGUGGCUUAAAUCACUACAUGAUACUAUUAUCAGAUGGAAGGUUAUUUGGAAAAGGUCUUAACUCGAGAUACUGCCUUUCACUACCCUUACCUGACUGUAUUUACCAAGAUCUCACAUUAAUUGACACUAGCCAAUACAUUACAGAGCCAAUUCAAUCUAUAGUAUGUGGUCACACGUCGUCAGCAAUCAUUACCACCAGUAAUAAGCUCUAUGUUACAGGACUUGGGCCCAAAUUCACACUUGAUUCCUGUCCCUCAUGUAAGACAUUAUCCUUUAUUUCAGAACGGAAAAUGAUCAUUUGGUGCAAGAAUAGAAAAUUACUGUUGAAGACCAUUGAUGAGAGUCAUGAGAAAUUUGUGGACCUUGAUUUACUGGCUCACGAAGAUGUUGUGAAAAUUAGCUCUGGUUAUCUAUUUUCGUUCAUAUUAACCAAUCUUGGAAAUAUCUUCCUUUAUGGCUCUCCUGUCAAUAACUAUGACGAUGGAACAACAUCAUGGCUCAACAAUCCCAUUACAAAAAUUAAUACCUCCUCUUUUAGCCCUGCCACUUACAGUCCAAUCAAAGAUAUUGCUUGUGGCUUAAGCUGUGCAUUCGUAAUCACUCGAGAUCAUUCAUAUUAUGCUAUUGGACAUGGUGCAAGUGGAGAGUUGGGACUUGGAGAAUCCAUACUCGCAGCUUCACGAUUUACAAAAAUUUCCUCUCUCGAUAAUCCUCUGCUGAAUGCAAUUGCAGCUGGAUCGCAUUCCACAUUCUUCUAUCGGUCUCUUAUUGUGGAACAACAAACCAUUCAAAAGAGUUUUAAUUUCAAAAGACAGUUCAACACAGAUAUUGUCAUUGAGUGCUUGCGAUGA
Messenger RNA from Naegleria lovaniensis, 2193 nucleotides. RefSeq lists its product as uncharacterized. The record is from RefSeq and is a predicted model, not a curated record. The transcript has 2 exons. Gene Ontology annotation, molecular function: protein binding. Bases 1 to 2193 code for a protein of 730 amino acids. NCBI's taxonomy places the organism in Eukaryota, Heterolobosea, Eutetramitea, Acrasida, Naegleriidae.